AUGUCUGGUGAUGAGUCUUCCACACUACUCUUGCAUCCGUGUCCCACUCCAGAUGACGGGCAAGCAGACUCACGACCACCCGGAUUAAGUCAACCAAUCCUACCUCCUGAUGAUGAAGAUCCUGAGGAAUCAGAAGCGGCUCAGUGGUGGUACACAUUCUGGUCCAGUUCCUUAGCCACUAUUGCCACAUGUUGUGAUCUG
Molecule: messenger RNA, 201 nt
Organism: Echinostoma caproni
Lineage: Eukaryota; Metazoa; Platyhelminthes; Trematoda; Plagiorchiida; Echinostomatidae
Source: the annotation of a GenBank genome assembly